CGUGAGCAGAAGGAAACGAUCGGCAACGGACACGCGGAACAGAACGGGCUGAACGGACACGCGAGCUCGGAAGAGUCGGACCCGGCAGCUGCUGGCCCGAACGAGUCCGCGGACGAUAAAAGCGCUGGCGUUGCCGGUGGCGGAGAGACCGAGCAGCAGCAGCAGCAGGAGGACGACGUGAUGAGACUGAUGCAGGAGACCGGCUUUACGGUGCAGGUGCUGUCGCCGGGCGUGGAGCCGCUCUCGAUACAGGUGUCGAGCAUGGAGCUGGUGCAGGAGAUCCACCAGCUGCUGAUGGACCGGGAGGACACGUGCCACCGGACGUGCUUCUCGCUGCAGCUCGACGGCCGCACGCUGGACAACUUUGCCGAGCUGAAGAACAUCGACGGGCUGCAGGAGGGUUCCGUCAUCCGGGUGGUCGAGGAGCCGUACACAAUGCGCGAGGCGCGCAUUCACGUGCGCCACGUGCGCGAUCUGCUGAAAUCGCUCGAUCCGGCCGACGCGUACAACGGCGUCGACUGCAGCUCGCUCACCUUCCUGCACACCAUCACGAUGGGCGACAUUAUGGAGAAGAAAAAGACGCGCCAGGAGUCGGUCGACUGUACGCCGCCCGACUUUAUCAUGCCGGGGGCGCGGGAGCGUCCGCUGCUACCGCUGCAGCCGGGCACGGGCAAGAAGGGCACCCCGCAACCGCUCAAGGUGCUGACGACCUCGGCGUGGAACCCGCCGCCCGGGCCGCGCAAGCUGCACGGCGACCUGAUGUACCUGUACGUGGUGACGAUGGAGGACAAGCGGCUGCACAUUAGCGCCUGCUCGCGCGGCUUCUACGUCAACCAGUCGACGGACGACGCGUUCAACCCGCAGCCGGCCAACCCGAGCUACCUCUCGCACUCGCUGAUCGAUCUGCUGUCGCAGAUUUCCGCCACCUUCCGGCGCUGCUUCGCGCAGAUGCAGAAGAAGCGCACCCAGCGGCAUCCGUUCGAGCGCGUCGCCACGCCGUACCAGGUGUACACGUGGACGGCGCCCGCGCUCGAGCACACGAUCGACGCGAUCCGGGCGGAGGACACGUUCUCGUCCAAGCUCGGCUACGAGGAGCACAUCCCCGGGCAGACGCGCGACUGGAACGAGGAGCUGCAAACGACGCGCGAGCUGCCGCGGGCGACGCUGCCCGAGCGGUUGCUGCGCGAGCGGGCCAUCUUCAAGGUGCACAGCGAUUUCGUGACGGCGGCGACGCGGGGCGCGAUGGCCGUCAUCGACGGGAACGUGAUGCCGAUCAAUCCGGGCGAGGACGCGAAGACGCAGAUGUUCAUCUGGAACAACAUCUUCUUCUCGCUCGGGUUCGACGUGCGGGACCACUACAAGGAGCUGGGCGGCGAUGCGGCCGCGUUUGUGGCGCCGCGCAACGAUCUGCACGGCGUGCGCGUGUACAGCGCGGUGGACGUGGAGGGGCUGUACACGCUCGGCACGGUGGUGAUCGAUUACCGCGGGUAUCGCGUGACGGCCCAAUCGAUCAUACCGGGCAUUUUGGAGCGCGAGCAGGACCAGUCGGUCGUGUACGGGUCGAUCGAUUUCGGCAAAACCGUGCUGUCCCACCCGAAGUACCUGGAGCUGCUGAAUGCGGCCGGCAAGCACCUGAAGAUACUGCCGCACAGCGUGUACAACGACAAGGAGGAGGCGAUCGAGCUGUGCUCGUCGGUGGAGUGCAAGGGCAUCAUCGGCAACGACGGGCGGCACUACAUUCUCGAUCUGCUGCGCACGUUCCCACCGGACGUGAACUUCCUGGCGCUGCCGGCGGAGGAGGAAGCGGUCGGCAAGGAGAGCCGGGCGAUGGGCUUCCCGAUCGAGCACCGGCACAAGCUGUGCUGUCUGCGGCAGGAGCUGUUGGAAGCGUUCGUGGAGAAUCGGUAUCUGAUGUUCAUGAAGCAUGCGGCCGUCCAGCUGCAGCAGUGCGUUAAAAUGAAGCAGGAGCAAAAGGCGGCUGCCGCCCAGAAAACGGAGGACGGUGGCAAACAGGCCGCCAUCGAAGCAGCCGCCCCGGCAGAGGGUGAUAAGGCGCCAGCAAAGGAUGCAAAGGACGGCAAGGAGGCAGGCAAGGAUGCGAAGGAUGGUAAGGAGGAGGCAUCGACAAAGGAAGCGGCGGCGGCUGCCGCACGCUCAGUACCGAAGCCAGACAGCGAGGAUGCGAAGAAGCUGGUUGAGUCGCUGAUCUCUAGCGACCAGAAGAACGAAAGCAUGGAGGUGGUGAAGCGAGCGUGCGAAGCGGUCGGCUCGCUCAAGGAGUACGAGUUCAACAUCCGCUUCAAUCCGGACGUGUACUCGCCGGGCAUACGGCACGUGGACGAGGAGCCGAACGCGGCCGGCUCGCUGCGCCGCCAGAAGCAGCUGGUAAAGGAUGCGGCCGAGUUUCUGGUGAAGCACCAGAUACCGAGCUUCGUGCACGAGUGUCUCGACCACACGUCCGCCCCGAUGGACGGCGUCACGCUGACCGAGCUGCUGCACAACCGCGGCAUUAACGUGCGCUACCUCGGCAAAGUGGUGGACCAGCUGGCCAAGAUCAAGCAGCUCGAGUACCUGCACACGAUCGCCGUGUCCGAGCUGAUCGUGCGGGCGGCGAAGCACCUGUUCACCGCGUACCUGCAGCAGACGGACGUGAUGAGCAUGGCGGCCGCCAUCAGCCACUUUUUGAACUGCUUCCUGACGGUGUCGACCGGUGGCUACCAGCCGGUGGCGAACGGUACCGGCCGGUGGCAAAAAGCAAACAAACAGAGCAAGCGGGGAGGAGGAGGUGGUGGAAAGGGUGCCGCGGGUGGUGGCCGUAAGGCCACCUUUUCCGUGCCCUCGUCCGACAACUGCGAAUGGACGGCGCUGACGUCCAAGGCGCUGUGGGCGCAGAUCCGCCAGGAGCUGAAGGCGUACUGGGACUUUGAGCUGACGGUAGAGCAGCCGGCAAAGGAGGGCAAGGAAAGCAAGGCAGCGGUGAUCGACUCGAUCGAGCCGCUGAUCGGUGCGUUCAAGCUGCAGAAAAUCUCGCUGCUGCGUUCGUUCUGCCUGAAGACGGGCGUGCAGAUUCUGCUGCAGGAGUACGCGUUCGAGCAGCGCAACCGGCCCGCGUUCACCGAUGCGGACAUCGUGAACGUGUUCCCGGUGGUGAAGCACAUCAAUCCGCGCGCCUCCGACGCGUACAACUUCUACACGACCGGCCAGACGAAGAUCCAGCAGGGCUACCUGCAGGACGGGUACGGGCUGAUCAGCGAAGCGCUCAACCUGCUGAACAACGUGUACGGCGCGAUGCAUCCGGAGAAUGCCCAGUGCCUGCGCAUGCUGGCCCGGCUCAGCUACAUUAUGGGCGAUCCGCAGGAAGCGCUCGCGAUCCAGCAGCGUGCCGUGCUGAUGAGCGAGCGCGUGAACGGGGUCGACCAUCCGUACACGAUUUCGGAAUAUGGACACCUUGCAUUGUACUGCUUUGCCAACAGUCAAAUCACCACCGCACUUAAGCUGCUGUACCGUGCCCGGUAUCUGGCGACCAUCGUGUGCGGCGAGAACCAUCCCGACAUUGCGCUGAUGGAUAGCAACAUCAGCUUGAUCCUACACGCGGUCGGCGAGUACGAACUGUCGCUGCGCUUCCUGGAGCACGCACUCGCCCUCAACAUUCGGUACUACGGCGAAAAGUCGCUCAAGGUGGCAGUUAGCUACCAUCUAGUGGCGCGAACGCAAAGCUGCAUGGGCGACUUCCGAUCCGCGCUGGUCAACGAAAAGGAAACGUAUGCCAUCUACAAACAGCAGCUCGGUGAAAAUCAUGAAAAGACGCAGGAAUCCUCCGAAUGCCUUCGCCAUCUGACGCAGCAGGCGGUCGUGCUGCAGAAGAAGAUGAACUACGCCAACGGCAAGCUGCUGAGCACCUUGCCCCCGAUUCACAUUCAGCCACCCUCGAUGGGCUCGGUGCUGGACAUGCUGAAUGCAAUCAAUGGCAUCAUUUUUGUACAAAUUAGUUCCAAAGAGAUUGCCAACUUCAAGAACGAAAUCGAAAAGCGCCAGAAGGAGGCGGGCGCCCAGUCGCAACAGCCCGGCGGUGGUCCGGUGCAAGCCAACCAGGAGGAAGUCGACCAGAUGCUGAUGGAAACGAUGCAAAAGACGGCCGCCGGCAUUCCGUUCGAGGAGCAGGAUGGCGAGAAGAAGGACGGUGCGGCGGUAGAGAAGCAGCCCGCCGAGGUGACGUCGAGUUGAAGCCGAUGCACCACGAUGAUGCGGUAACGGUCGCCGCUGCUGCAGCUGCGGUUUGCCUUGGGUCGCCAAAAUGA
This is a messenger RNA of Anopheles merus, 4298 nucleotides long. Its product is annotated as clustered mitochondria protein homolog. Gene Ontology annotation, biological process: intracellular distribution of mitochondria. NCBI's taxonomy places the organism in Eukaryota, Metazoa, Arthropoda, Insecta, Diptera, Culicidae. The record is from RefSeq and is a predicted model, not a curated record. Gene Ontology annotation, molecular function: mRNA binding; protein binding. Gene Ontology annotation, cellular component: cytoplasm.